CACACACACACACCAUGACUAAUAUCCGAGUGAGCUGCGAGCCUUGUCGCAAGCGCAAAAGCAGGUGCAGCAGGGACGAGCCGUGCUCCAACUGUGUUCUGAGAAACAUCGGUCACCUAUGCCUCUACGUGGGUGAUGGCCGUCACAUUAUCGCUGGCCUUGACAGGAGCUUUGCCGAUAACAGUGCGAGCAGCAGAAGCGCUAGUAGCAGUACCAGUAGCGUAGGCAGCAACCAGAGACUGAGCAGCAUUGUCAGCAGCGCACAAGGCGGUGGCGGCAAUGACUCCGCUGUGAUGAGGCCGACAGACUCAUCGCUCACUAGCUCAACAUGGGUGGAUGUUCGCUCACCACAUACCCGCCCUCUUCCUUGGGCGCAACCUCGGUCGCAAGCGCAGCCACCACCGCUGAUCGCGGACAUUUCCUGGGCGCAGCUCAGCGAUGUCUUGCCCCCGCCUCCACUCUGUCGAAGACUGUUGGCCUUCUUCCAGACUGUCGAGGUUCUCGAAGGAUUUGUCGACAUGGAUCAACUCGAGCAAGAGAUCGAGGCGAUGUGGUCGCAGGGAGUGUCCAUGCCGCCGGUGUGGGUGGCCAACUACUUUCUCAUUCUGUCCCUUGCUGCUGCCGAGGUGCCCAGCCGGCACGAUCUCAGAGACACGUAUCUCGACCUAGCCAAGAGCCGACAACUGUGGCUCGACUACGCUCUCAGCCUCCGCGCUUCCUCGAGGCGGAGGGGCACAGCGACGAUUGAGGAGAUCCGUUUCGAAGCGCUGCACGCAAUCUCCUGUGCCGCUGAUGAGGAUUUAGAGGAAUGCUGGGAGGCCACGGGCAGAGCGCUGCGCAAGGGAGCGGCCGUGGACUUGUUCCGCCCUGCGUGCGCCCCAGAGUCUCAAUUUUCCGAUCCACGGUGUCAGUUGCUCGCCUGGAAGAUCCUCCAUAUGGAUCGGUGGAUGGCGCUCAACCAAAUGCGUCCCUUGGGAGUCCCGCCUGCCGCCGUCCGUCUCACCUUUCCCAGCCCCUCGACUCCCAUGAUGCUCCAGCUGCAUACACUCGAUGCUUGCCACACCUACCUGCAUCGCUUCGAUCUCUUUUCGAACCAGGAACGAUAUGCAGAGGGCGAAGCGCUGCUCGCUGUGCUUUCAGAGCAAGCACGCCAGUCGCUGGCAGCGAUAGGCGCAAACCCGGCCCUGUCGGAGGGGUUCGAGCACGGCAGCGGCUACAGCCACUUGGAGCCACGCCGGCUGCUGCGCAUCAUCUCCAUCGCCACGGGCUUCCUCUACAUGCGCUGCAUCGUCGGUAUGCGCUUCCUUCGCGAUACCUCGGCGAGCUUUACUCUGCGCAACGCCAGCCUCGUGGCUGCCGAAGCCUUUCUCACGGUCGUACCUCCCUUGCGGCAGCUCGUCGAGGAUGGCAGGGAGGCCGUCUCCCUUGCCAAGACGACCAACCAACUCUUCAGCGCCGCACGCGUCUUUACCAUUGCCACCCUCGGCCGUGACCUCAACGAGAGUGGGCUGGGAACGACGACGACAGCGAGGCCGUGGGCGGAGGCUUACUCUCCGCGUAGACUCACCAACAAUCUCAUGGAGAUCAUCUCGCUCCUCUCGCUGAUGCAGGAGCGCGGCAGCAUGCGCGCCGCCAAUAUGAAGGUCCUCCUCUACGACGUCUGCCUCUCCGACGGCGACCUCUCCAACGAGGCGCUUCUCGAGACUAUCCUAGCGCAGCCCCCCGACGCUCAAUUCCUUUCGACAAAUUUCACGGAGCCCUACUCGCUUGGCGAGGCUCUCCAAGCCGGCGUUGAUUGGCAGGCAUCGUAAAUCGAUGAACACGCCUGAGUCACAUGCGACGGCGUCAUCCAGGUUGAUAUAGCUGCUCUCCUCCUCGGGGCGCAUUCAAGAUGGUAAGGUAUCAAGAAACGUUGUCCAGUGCGGACAGUGUAUAUUAAGUCGUGUAACACCACCAAGGCGUCGAGGACCCGCAGAUGCUGUCUCUUCCGCCUCUUUUGUACAAGACGUUGUAUUCUCCAGGUAAUGAUGGAU
Messenger RNA from Acaromyces ingoldii, 2033 nucleotides. RefSeq lists its product as hypothetical. The transcript is spliced from 3 exons. Bases 15 to 1811 code for a protein of 598 amino acids. Lineage: Eukaryota; Fungi; Basidiomycota; Exobasidiomycetes; Exobasidiales; Cryptobasidiaceae. The record is from RefSeq and is a predicted model, not a curated record. Gene Ontology annotation, molecular function: zinc ion binding; DNA-binding transcription factor activity, RNA polymerase II-specific. Gene Ontology annotation, biological process: regulation of DNA-templated transcription.